AUGUCAGUUGCUCCUCGUAUACAUCAGAAAUUGACAGCAAGAUUUUUUGGGCCGUUUAAAAUUGUGGACCGAAUUGGACCAGUCGCUUACAAAUUGGAGUUGUCGGUUUCUUCGAAAGUGCACCCGGUCUUUCAUGUUUCCUUGUUAAAGAAGGCCGUAAUGUCAAAUGCAGUGGAGCAAAAUUUUCCCCCGGAGUUAGAGAUCAACACAGCUGAUAUGUUGUUUCCAAUUGCUAUACUUGCGGAACGCAUGGUGGGGUCUCACAAUGAUUCGGUGUUACAAUGGUUAAUCCAAUGGAAGGAUCGUUCCAUGGACGAGGCAACAUGGGAAGAUGCGUCGGUUAUUAAAAGGCCAAUUUCCAAAUGCAAGUCUUGGGGACAAGACUUUAAUUGA
Messenger RNA from Cynara cardunculus var. scolymus (artichoke), 393 nucleotides. RefSeq lists its product as uncharacterized. The transcript has a single exon. NCBI's taxonomy places the organism in Eukaryota, Viridiplantae, Streptophyta, Magnoliopsida, Asterales, Asteraceae. The record is from RefSeq and is a predicted model, not a curated record. The coding region runs from base 1 to 393 and encodes 130 amino acids.